This is a messenger RNA of Eimeria acervulina, 2154 nucleotides long. RefSeq lists its product as hypothetical. Lineage: Eukaryota; Apicomplexa; Conoidasida; Eucoccidiorida; Eimeriidae. Gene Ontology annotation, molecular function: mRNA binding; translation initiation factor activity. The record is from RefSeq and is a predicted model, not a curated record. Gene Ontology annotation, biological process: translation reinitiation; formation of cytoplasmic translation initiation complex. The transcript is spliced from 9 exons. Bases 1 to 2154 code for a protein of 717 amino acids. Gene Ontology annotation, cellular component: multi-eIF complex; eukaryotic translation initiation factor 3 complex, eIF3e; eukaryotic translation initiation factor 3 complex, eIF3m.
AUGGAAGGAGGUGUACUGUCUCCUCAGCACGAAAACAAAAAGAAGCUGUCUCUUUUAUUAGGUCAAAGCAGCAUCCCUACUCGCAGCAGUUUACUGUCUCUUUUAGAGACGAAAGACAUCUUAGCGCAUGCAUCCCCGACUGUUAAACAGCUGUUCUCUCUCCUCGAAGCUGAAUUCACGCCUCUCAAACUAUGCUCUUUAUCUCAGCCUUUACUUGAAGAGCUUGAGCAGCAGCCUUUGCUUGCUCCUUAUGUGGGGUGUCUGAAGAAGGUUGUAUUCUCAAAGCUAGUGCAGCAGCUAUCUCGAGUUUAUGUUUCUUUGUCUGUCGAUCACUUCGUUCAGCAUAUUUGUCCAGCAGAGUUUUUAUCAUGGAAGGAAGCAGAGAAGCUGCUUGUAUCUCUAGCUCAUAGCAGCAGAAGAGGUGCAGCAGCAGCAGACAGCAGCAGCACUACCACCGGGGGAGCAGCAGGGACUGCAGCAGCAGCAGCAGCAGCAGCUGCUGCUGCUGCUGCAGCAGAUGCAGGUGGAUAUACUAUAAGAAUUGAUUAUGCUUCGAAAGCUCUCAUCUUUGCUGAGCCUGACGUCUAUCCUGAGUCCUAUUUGCGUUCUUCUUUAUCAUCUCUUUCGCGUGCACUCCAUACAGCGGUACAGCGUUUGCAGCCGGAGGAGACAGAAGAGCAGCAGCAAGAGAGACAUGCUUAUCAACAAGCAAUGGAGAAGAGACUCAAAGUAGAAGCAGCAAAAAUGAGUGAGCAGCAACAGCAGCAGCAGCAACAGCAGCAGCAGCAACAGCAGCAACAGCAGCAGCAACAACAACAGCAAACACAACUAUGGUACGAGCGACUGUGGCGGACGAAUCUGCGGCGUUUGGAGCGCCAAGAAGAGCAGCAAAAGUUAGAAGAAGAACGAAGACUCAGAGAAGCAGAGCAGAGAAGAGUCGAAGAGAAACAAGAGAGAGAGAGACGCGAAGAAGCAUCAAAAAGAAGAGUAGAGCAGCGACAACAAGAAGAAAGAAUAAAGAUAAGAAGUGAGACAGCAGCUUUAAUGCUAAAAGAAAUACAAAGAAUCGGCGGAAGAGACAGCAAAAUUAAAAUCAAAGGCAAGCAACUUACUGAUAUUAAUAUUCAAGACGUCUUAGAAGGUCAUGUCGACUAUGACGAUUUAGAGAAGGCACAACGAUUACAGCUUCAAAACGAGCGUCUGCUGAGGGUUCGGCAGCGACGUAUGAAUCUAAAGAAGGUCUGUCAUUACAUACGGGCAUGCAGAGAAGCCGAGCUGCCGCUGCUGCAGCAGUGGGCUGCAGCACAACUUGAGCACGACUCGCAGAUUCUUGUUCAGCUACAAAACAAGCAUGAAGAAGAGCACCGUGCUGCUUUUGCUGCUGCACUUGAAGAAAAAGCAGCAUUUGAAGGUAUUCAAGAAGAUAAAGAGCUUUGGGUGUCUCGGCAGCUGCAGCAGCGUCAGGAGCAGUUUGCUGUUGCUGCUGCAGCGCAGCGGGAGCGCCUUAUUCAAAUGCUGCAGCUUCAGAAGAUACAGAGAGCAAGAGAAAGAAGAGAUGAAGAGAUUAAAAGACAGAAAAGAUUAGAAGAAGAAAGAAGAAUCGAGGCAGAACAGAAGCGUCAGAUGGAGGAGAUGGAGAGGCAAAAGGCAGAAGAAGAAGCGAAGCAAAGACGGCUGACAGAGAUGGCUGAGAAACAAAGACUCAGAGAACUCGAAAUCGAAGCGAAGCAUGGGUUGGCGAAUCGGGAGAGCAGCAAACGAGGAGACAGUUUGUCUCUAAGUAGAAAGACAGAUUCACCUGCAAGCGGAAGCAGCACUCAGCAGCUGUCUCCUUCCGCCCCCAAAGAGCAGCAGCAGCAGCAGCAGCAGCAGCAGCCGCAGCAGCAGAUAGAAUGGAGGCGAACAACACCUUUAAAUUCGCCAGAUAAAGAGACACCCCCUAAAGGGAGACAGGAGACAUUCUUUCGCAGAGGAGACAGACCUGCUGCUGCUGCUGCAGCAGCCGGAACCGGCGAGGUGCUCAACUGGAGGAACAUGAACAGGGGGGACAAGCAGCAGCAGCAGCAGCAGCAACAGCAGCAGCAGCAACAGCAACAGGCAGAAUCACCUGCACCCGAGGAUGAGGGAUUCACACCUUGGCGCCGCAGGAAGUAA